This is a messenger RNA of Periconia digitata, 1944 nucleotides long. The record is from the annotation of a GenBank genome assembly. Lineage: Eukaryota; Fungi; Ascomycota; Dothideomycetes; Pleosporales; Periconiaceae.
CCUACCCUGCCCCUCCGCCCGUCACCCAUCCCAUCGUCACCCAUCUCGACCCUAUCUCGCUCCCAUCAACCUUCCCUCCCCUUCGAGUCGACUCUCGCCCUGCAGCUACGCAUGGCAGCAGUGGCUGUUCCGCCCUCCCCACAGUUUGCAGACGCAAUGGCAAACCGUCGCGUGCCCCUCGCCAACCUGCAACAUGCCACAAACUCGCCUUUACGCGCUCCCCAAGUCGGCGGGAAGCGGCAGCGCUCCACCGCCAGCGAGACACGCGAAUUUGCCUAUGGCCAGCCUGCCUCCAAGAAGCAUAUCAUCGAGGUCGAUGAUGCGGAUGCUCGCCGUUCGGGCCUUGUCCGCCGAAGUGGGGCCCCAACCACCGCCUUGACUAGAAAGUUGCAAGAGGCUCGUGGUGAGCUCAAGGCUGUGCCCAAGCAGUCCGACAAGACGCAAAGAGCCAACAAUGACAUGGAACAAAUUCGCCAGUGGCAGCGUCACUACCGGAAGCUGUUCCCCACCUUUGUCUUUUAUUUUGAGAGCAUUCCGGAAGAUGUCAAAUUCAAAAUGAUCCGCCAGACCCUCAUCCUGGGUGCUCGCGAGGUCAAAUUUUUCUCCAAGGAAGUUACCCAUGUCAUCACGGCCCGUACCAUCCCUCGUGAACUUGACUCCAGCUCAUCGUCGACGGCUAAGGGCUUCGUCAAUCCCCAGCUGGUCUCUAAAACAAACAUAUUCGACACCGCCCUCCAGAACUACAACAAGACCAGCAGCGGAGAUAUCCUGCAGAAGGCAAAAGAGCUGGGCAUGAAACUAUGGACUGUGGAUAAGCUGCAAAAGAUUCUCGAGACCCUGCUCAACCGCGGAACAGACGAGGAUGUUCAUGGCUCGCGUCAGGCUGCCCAACAACCCAAGGCGCGUCAGGGUGAUUUGCAAAAGUUGCUUGAAAAUGAAAGGUUGAACGGAACGUCCGACCGUGACUACUCGGUUGCAGCUCAGGACAUGAUUCCAUUGCGCGGCUUUUACGUAUAUGUUCAUGAUAUGGACGAACUUACUCGGCCCGUCAUGAUCCGCGAGUAUCCCAAGGUGGCUAAGAAAGAAGACGGCAAGUGGCCGCAGUUUCGAAUCUCAGGUACAGGAAAAUGCCCAUUCGUUGAGGACCGUGACCAUGCCCGUCGGCAGCAACAGGAAGAUGCUGAGAAGGCUCGGAAAGCUGCUGUCGCCGCCGCUGUUCCACGCACUCGAGCUGCAACUGCCAUACACGAAAGACGCGCGUUGAACGAGAACAACAAUCUUGCUCGCCGCUGUACUGCCCCGACUCCCUCCAUCAAGGAAGACUCGAAACCAUUGGAGCCACCACAACACGUACCUACAAAGCGUCCUAAUCCUGAUAGCAUGCCCCCAAUGUUUGGCAGCGCUCAAGCCAGCCUGCGUGCGAUGCCUCGAUUUAUCGGUGGUGAACCUAUUGCCUCUGGUCUGCAGCAGUCCAACAUCACGUCCGCUAUCCGCUCACAAGCCAUUUCUUCCACCGCUGCUGGCCCAGGUGCUCGAGCAGGCAACAGCAAAGAGGUCAAUCAACUCAAGAGGAAAGUUUUGGAGAAGAACAGCGCUCCGUCUGCCAACACCAACAGUGGUCAAUCGUCUACCAUGAAUGACGCACAGAUCAGGGCAGCUCUCAGCCAGGAAGCAGCAUCCCAACCAAUUCGCGCUGCCAAACGCAGGGCUCAGGAAUCCCUCGGUGGCAUCCGUGAAGAUGGGGAAGGCGCUCGCAGAGUGACGGUUGUUCGCCGCAGGAAGCCCGUGGAGAAGGAGCUGAAACCUGGCUACUGCGAGAAUUGUAGGGAGAAGUUCAACGAUUUCGACGAACACGUUGUGUCCCGAAAACAUCGCAAAUUUGCACAGGCUGCAGACAAUUGGCUUGAACUCGAUCAGCUGCUUGAGCAGCUAGUCCGCGAAUAA